UUUACUGCAAAUGGUGAAACAAAGGCCCCGAGGGGGAUUCAGAGUGAGACUGCAGAAAAGCGACGCCCUGCCUGAAUCCAGAUGUUUCAUGUUUCCCUCCGCGCGCUCUCUGGAGAGCUCUGACCGCCGCGGAGGAGCGCUGAGAAGUGCCAGCUUGCACUUUGUGGCAUCUGAUCGGGCUGAAAGGACAAUGAGCGCCAGACUCUUCAUAUGAACUGGUCGGGUUUUGAUCCAUGUUCUCGGUCCUGAAGAAUGGAGAGCAGCAAACUGAGGACGGUGCUGCUGCUGCUGCUGCUCAACUUGCAUUUGCUGUGGACGUUUGUGAUGUCUUUGCGUGGACAGUCUGCCCCGAACCGGGAAGAUGCAAUUGACCUUCUGUCAGCACUAAACCUAUCUCAGCAGAGAAGCGGUGUUUCCAGACUCCAGAGUCCAAACGGAUUGAUGUAUAAAAUACGUCACAGAGCAGCUUACCUGAUCCUCCCUCAGGAAUACUCCGGCUUCCUGCACUCCAACUUUCAGGGCAGCAUCGGAGUGCAUUUGGUUGGACGUCAGGCAUCAGGAUCCAGUGCUACCCUCUUUUCUCUCUCCUCAGCGACCUCACCUAUACUCCAAAUCAUCUCCUCCACCAUCAAUAACUCUCUGCAUUUGGACUACCAAUCUGCUGGAGUAUCACUCGCCAGAUUUUAUUUUCCAAAGAUAAAUCCCGUCCGUGGUGGUGAAUGGGUGCAGUUGGCCUUGAGCCUGGAGCCGGACAGAUUGGUAUUUUAUGCUGAUUGCCAAGAACCUGUUGUUUUCGGAAUAAAGAGCGAAAACAGGAUCCGCUUGGACGUACCGCGUGAUGUUGUCAUUGCUCUUGGGAGCACACCGGGAAAAAAAGACAGCAAAUUUAUUGGAUAUCUGAAGACAGCUGAAUUAUCACUGGAAGCAUAUGUAAGACGUCCAUGGAGCUGUGACAACAUUACAGAUGACCUGCCUAAGCCUCAUUACAAAGACACACAUGGUCCAAAUUCCAUAACUGACACCAGUCAAAUGUUCCAGCAUGAUAGUUCACCCAGUAAACAUCAAACGAACAACAGGCCGUGGGAGGAAAUCGACCAUUAUCCCCGUGACGUCCAGGCAGACCAGCAGCAGAGGGCUGCAGCUCUGGGGCCUCCAGGAUCUCCUCGUGGGGUAAAAUCUGACUCUCAGGAGCAGGGAGUGGACAGGCUGGGGGUACUGGAGAACAGGCUGGAGGAAAUGGCCCGUAUGCUGGAUAUGGUCAAAGCUCAGAACCAAGAUUUACAAACCCGUGUAAACUACCUGGAGGGAUGUGAGUGCGUGAGGCGGCGAUGCGUAUGGGAGGGACGUGAAGUGGAGGAGGGCCGGCGCUGGCAGGCUGACCCCAACACUGUGUGUUUGUGUUCGUCUGGAAAGGUCACAUGCCAAACAAGCAAAAGAGACGGAGGAUGCGAGACAGACAGUCAGGUUCACAAUGUAUCCUUUGAAGUUCUCGAUGGCUGCCAGACACGUACGUGUAAGGGAGGUAACAGGGAGUGCCCUCCGCUGCCGUGCCCCUCAGUAGACUGCACAGUGCAGGAGACGACGCCUGGAGACUGUUGCCAACAGUGCAGAGGUUGUACCCACUCUGGUGUCAGACAUGACCACGGAGCCAGAUGGAGGUCAGCAGAGAAUCCCUGUGAUCUGUGCUCCUGUUUGGAAGGUCAUGUUCACUGUGAGAGGGAGCAGUGCAGCAGCUCUUGUGAGCACCCUUCUGCUCCUCCUCCUAAUAGCUGCUGUCCAGUUUGUCAAGGCUGUGGUGUGAAUGGACAUGAGUUCCCUAACAAAGCUAUAAUUCCAACUGGAGAUCGCUGUCAGGAGUGUACAUGUGAGAAUGGAAAUGUAGUGUGUUCAGCUCUUCAAUGCCCUACGUUGACUUGUCGCAGCCCCGUGCAUCCUCCUGGUGACUGUUGCCCCCGAUGUGAACAGUGUGAAUAUGAAUCAGAGGUCUAUGUGAAUGGUCAGAAGUUCUCAUCCCUGACCGAUCCCUGCCUACAUUGUCGCUGCUCUGAAGGUGAGGUGUCUUGUGAACGAAUGGAGGCCUCUUGUCCCACAGUACGCUGCAGUCAUCCAGUCAGGAGAAAGGGAGAGUGCUGUCCCAUAUGCAAAGAGUGUGAGUUUGACAGGAGAGUGUAUGCUGAUGGAAAAGUAUUUGUCCCGCCUGGGAGUGGACCCUGCCUGCAGUGCAGGUGUAAGACCGGAAACGUAAUUUGCUAUGAAGAAAAAUGUCCUCCAGUCCAGUGCUCUAAUCCCACCAUCGAUCCUCAUCUUUGCUGUCCAGUCUGCAAAGCAUGCGUGCUGGAGGGGGUAGAAUAUGAAGACGGCUCUAAUUGGCAACCAGAGGGUCCGUGUUCCAGUUGCUUGUGUGUGAACGGGGAGACAUUAUGUUCAAACACACAGUGCCCGUCCGCUGAGUGUUUACAUCCCAGCAAGAUCCCGGGUUCCUGUUGUGAAAUUUGUGACAGCUGCACGUUCAACCAUCGAAUUUACAGCAACAGUCAGAGAUUUACGACCCCUGACCAGCCCUGCCACAUAUGCACCUGUUUGCAUGGGAGCGUUCGCUGUGAACGACAAGGCUGUCCUCCACUAAACUGCACCAAUUCCUACACUCCUCCUGGAGAGUGCUGUCCUAAAUGUCCAGACUGCUCCUUUGAAAAUCGUGUGUUUGUGAACGGAGAGGCGUUUCCUAACCCUGUGAGUGAGUGUGAGGAGUGUACCUGUGUGAGCGGAAGGAUUGACUGCCAUCAAACACGCUGCCCCCAUCCUCGAUGUAACGCCCCUCUGCCUGGAACAUGCUGCCAGAAUAAUUGCAAUGGUUGCAGCUACGCUGGGAAGGAGUAUCCCAAUGGACAAGACUUUCCCCAUCCAACGGACAAAUGCAGGACAUGCAGCUGCAUAAAUGGAAAUGUCCAAUGUCUAAUGAGGAGGUGUCCUCCACUGCAAUGCUCCAAUCCUAAUAUGAUCCCUGGAGACUGCUGCCUACAGUGUCCUGAUCCUCCAUCAGACUGCCUGUUCGAGCAAAGGUCCUUCAGACACACAGAACGUUUCUACCACCCGGCUGACAGCUGCCGAACAUGCGCCUGCGACAACGGGACAGUUCGCUGUCACCGUAAGCCCUGCCCCUCCRCUCCAUGCUCUCAGCCCAUUACCCGGGACUGCUGCCGGACGUGCGAAGGCUGCUUGCACCAGGGUCGAGAGCGAGCCAAUGGAGAGACUUGGGAGGAUCCCUCGGAUCCGUGCGCUGUCUGCGUCUGUCACGAAGGUUCUGUGCAGUGUGAAAGAAAGCGCUGUCCACCAUCCAACUGCAACCACCCAGUAGGGACAGACUGCUGCAGGUCCUGUGACGGAUGUACAUUUCGUGGUAAAGAAUAUCCUGAUGGCACCGAGUUUGCUGAUGGCCAAGACCCCUGUGGUGUGUGUUACUGUUAUGGAGGAGACAUCACCUGCACUAAGUUACCUUGUUAUGGAGAUUGCAGCCACCCUUACAAACCACCUGGGCAGUGCUGCGGAGAAUGUGAAAGAUGCUUCUAUAACGGCGUGGUCCUCGUCAAUGGACAGUCCGUUCCUGAUCCAGGAAACCCUUGCUCUGAAUGUGCAUGCCAGAGUGGUUCAGUGAGAUGUUCGAGGAUACCGUGUCCAGCAGCUCCCUGUCCUCAUCCUGUCACCAGCCCAUGCGGAUGCCCCAUCUGUGACGGUUGUCAUUUCCAGGGUGUUACCUAUGCUGACAGCCAGGUCCUCCCAGGGGGAGAACAGGAGUGCCAGGACUGCACGUGCUCAAGAGGAGAGGUGGUGUGCACCUCCCGAAGAUGCCCUUCUGCACCAUGUGCACACCCGGCUCUGGAUGGUUGUGCGUGUGGAGUGUGUGAUGGAUGUAACUUCAAUGGCCGGGGCUGCUACAAUGGAGAGCAAUUCCCACAUCCUGAAGACCACUGUCAGAGCUGCUUCUGUCUGAAUGGUGGUGUGGUGUGUGCUCAGACAUCUUGUCCAAGCACUGCUUGCAGAGACCCAGUGAUGCCUCCAGGGGAGUGCUGUCCUGUCUGCACAGGGAGGUGUCUCCAUCAGGGUGCAGAGCACGAGUCUGGCUCCACCUUCACAUCACCGUCUGAUCCCUGCUCGACGUGCACCUGUCUGAAUGAAAUGGUGACCUGCCAAAGAAGACCCUGUCCAGUUCACUGCUUACAUCCCAUGCCCUCUGAUACUUGUUGUCCUAUUUGUGACGACUGCUUCUAUGAGGGUGUUGUGCACACUCAAGGUCACACCUUUGCAUCCGUGUCCAGUCCCUGUGAGCGCUGCACUUGUGUCAGAGGAACAGUUUCUUGUGUUCCUGUCGUCUGUCCACCGACACCAUGUGAUCAGCCUGUUACCGAGCCAGGACAGUGCUGCCCGGAGUGCACAGUGUGUGAGCUGAAUGGACACAAGUAUACUGAUGGACAGACAUGGGCCCUGAGUUCAAAUCAUUGCUUCACCUGCAACUGCAAGAAAGGUGAGGUUCAGUGUGCACCUCUGGAGUGCCCCAAGCUGUCUUGUCCUCACCUGGUGACAGAUCCAGGUUCCUGCUGCCCUCACUGUAGAGGUUGUAUGUAUGGAGGUGAGCAGCAUGCGGAGGGCAGCAGCUGGUUUGAAGAUUCCACCCCCUGUAUGACUUGUAUGUGUGUGAAUGGAGUGACCACCUGCUCUGAAGUACGUUGCGUAUCACCAUGUGUCAACUUCAUGACAGUGCCUGGGGAGUGCUGCCCAGUGUGUGCUGAUUGCAUAUUUGAGGGCAGAGUGUACGGUCCAGGGGACAGUUUCCAUCCUGCCAAUGAUCCCUGUCAGAUCUGCACGUGUGAGGUGAUGCCUGAUGGACAGCAACACCUGAAGUGUUACAGGAAGCAGUGUCCCAGCCUAGUAGACUGUCCCAAGAGCAACAUCUUAUUUUCAGGACCAGACUCCUGCUGUCCUGUCUGCGCACAGCCUCUCACUAAUUGUACAAGCAGACUGAUUGGCAACGAGGUGCUAGCAACAGAUGACCCCUGUUUCACCUGCCAGUGCAAGGACCUGACGUGGACAUGCCUGCAGCAAACAUGUCCAACGCUAACUUGCCCUAACGAUGAACAUUUCACUCCCCCAGAUUCCUGCUGCCCUGUGUGCAACGAAUGCUUGAUUGAGGGUCAGGAUAAGCGCUUCGCUAACGGCGCCAGCUGGAAAGACUUUGAUAAUGAUUGUGUCACAUGUGUUUGUAAUCUGGGCCAUGUUGAGUGCAGCACUGAAGAGUGUCCCCCUGUAGUUUGUGUGACUGGACAAACACAAGUAAAGCUCCCAGGAAAAUGCUGCGACGAAUGCCAAGAUUCAAGAGAGUCUUGUUUGUAUCAAGGAACCCAGUAUCACUCUGAUGAACACUGGCAGGUGGAUGAAUGCACCAACUGCAUGUGUGUGUCUGGAGACGUCCACUGUCGGAGUGAACGCUGUCCUCCUCUCACCUGUGCAGCAGAUGAGAAGCCUGCAGUAAUUCCAGGUUUGUGCUGUCCACACUGCCUUCCUCGUCCAGCUACCUGCAUCGCCUUUGGUGACCCUCACUACCGCACCUUCGAUGGACGCAUGUUUCACUUCCAGGGGACAUGCACGUAUAUCCUGACCAAAGAUUGUAAAGAUGAAGACUUCAGUGUUCAUGUUACAAAUGAUGAUCGUGGGCGUAAAGGAGUGUCCUGGACUAAGGAAUUGACCGUCUUUAUAAGUGACCUUGCUGUGCAGUUGCUCCAAGAAUUUGUUGUGAAGGUGAAUGAAGAGGUUGUGACUUUGCCUUUUCUAAGAGAGCCGUAUAUCUUUAUAGAGCGGCAAGCCAACACCGUCCUACUCAACACUAACGUUGGAUUAAAGGUGCUGUGGAGUCCCCGUUCACACCUGGAAGUGAGCGUGCCAGGCUCCUACAAGGAACGCACCUGUGGUCUCUGUGGAAAUUUUAACAAGUAUCCCCAGGAUGACCUCCAAAUGUCCACCGGCAAACUCACCACCUCAGAGUCUGAGUUUGGCAACAGUUGGAGAAUGACAAACGGAAACCAUUCACUUUCAUCCUGUCGACCCGGAGAAGAUGUCGAUCCCUGUAAGAGUGCUGGAUACCAGGCCAGGAAAGGGGCCAACGCCCGCUGUAAAGUUCUCAAGUCUACAGUCUUCAAGCCCUGUCACCGUGUCGUUCCGCCUGAACCGUGGUACGCCGCCUGCGUCUACGACCUCUGUGCAUGUGGGGCCAAUACUGACGAGUGUCUGUGCGACGCACUGGAGGCCUACGCCAGUCAAUGCAGAGAAGCAGGAGUCAUCCUGCAGUGGAGGAGCACAUCACUCUGUGCUGUGGGCUGUCCUGUGGAGCGGGGCUUUGUGUUUGACGAGUGCGGCCCACCUUGUCCCGUAACAUGCUUUAAUGUUGACGUACCACUGGGAGUGAUAGAGAGCCACUGCUUCAAGCCCUGCGUCCCGGGCUGCCAGUGUCCUGCUGGUCUGGUUCUCCAUAACAACUACUGCAUCCAGCCAGAAAAAUGCCCCAAGAUCAUUCAUGGCGGUUCUUUGUGAUGCUACAACUGUUGGUACCAGAUUCAUGUCCACUCAGAUGCACAAAGGGACACUCUGCUGCCUCUUUGUUGACCCCAAAUUAUAUCUGAACUAUAUAUAUGGGUGUUUUGUCUAAAGAUGUAAACCUAUGAUGAUAAAUGUGUUUUUAUAACUAGCACUAAGUACUUACACCACAGAUAUUUUUCCUACUUAUGGUUACACUUUUGCGAGGCAUUUUCUAUAAAUAUUCAAAAGUGUUAACAUUAAUUAAAAUCUCUUGUUUACUAUACAGAUUAAAAUGUGCAAUGUCUGACUGUAUGUACAAUAGGCUGCAUCAUCUCAGGUUCACUUCAUUUUGCAAUUUUAAAAUAAACAAAAUUCCGACCAUUA
Molecule: messenger RNA, 6948 nt
Organism: Poecilia reticulata (guppy)
Lineage: Eukaryota; Metazoa; Chordata; Actinopteri; Cyprinodontiformes; Poeciliidae
Gene: kcp
Product: kielin cysteine rich BMP regulator
Biological process (GO): positive regulation of BMP signaling pathway
Cellular component (GO): extracellular region
Molecular function (GO): protein binding
Source: RefSeq, a predicted model, not a curated record